AGAAGAAUAUAAUCUGUAAAAGUCCAAAUCGAAUCAGAUUGUGCAUGUGAUCACUAACCGGAUAUCAUGUGAUCUAAUUACAGCGGGAAACAGUGUGUUGUGGAAUACACUAGUAACGUGUGCACGUAAUAAAGCCAUUGCAGUCUGAAAUUCCUUCGAGGCAACAAAUUUUUUAGGAGGUUGCGACGUCUUUGUUUUUCCCCAACGACGAAAUAGCGAUAUUUGUCUUCUAUUUUAGUCAUUUCAUAAUCGAACAGAAUCGGGAAACAAUGGGGAAGAGGAGAAAGGCCACAGCUGAACCGGCUCAGACGCGUUCUCGGGCAAAACGAGGUAGAAGUCGAGGCACCCGCCAGACAAAAACGACAGCUGCCUCACACACAACUCGGACGGUAGCUCCACCGGGAGGCGGUAGGCCAACGAGUACAACGGGGAAUGAGCCCGGACAAGCCUCUGUAGCCACUGCAGCGGGAGCAGCGCCAGAACCCAUUGACGUUGAACAGGGUCGUUCAUCCGGCCGUUCACCCAGCCGUUCAGCUAAGAGGCCAGCAGCUUCACAGGGGCCUGUGCUGCAAUUACCAACCACUCAGGGUCAGACUCAGAGUUGUCCCAGCACUGGUAAUAAUACCGCAGAGGGGACUGGAGACUGGAUCUGGAUUGUCGGGGAUAGCCUGGUCAGGAGAGCAAAAGAAAGAGCUUCACAACGCAACUAUCAGCAAUUUGGAGAGCGAGGUAUCGUGGUUCGUUGGCAUGGGCAAGGCGGCGCCACCCUCCAGGAUCUCCCCAGGAUGGUCUCUAACCGGCUGAGAUGUGGCACUCCUCCUGCAUUAGCUAUUGUCCACUUAGGGUCAAAUGACAUCGGACAGUAUGAUGUCUGCUGGUGCAGGAUGGCAAUUGACACAGCCAUCCAAGAUCUACGCGCGAGAAUGCCGCACACCCAUAUCGCCUGGUCUAGUAUUUUACCGCGGCUCUUCUACUAUGGUCGCAAGCAAGGCUCUAAUUCACAGGAGGCCUUGGAUGGAGUACGUAGGUCUCUUAACAAAUACGCUAGGAGGAAACUAGCCAGGAUGUCGGAUACUACCAUCAUCAAACAUGAAUUUGACCCCACGAUCCACAGCCUCUUCAAUAGAGAUGGGGUGCACCUCUCUGAUUCGGGUUCAGACAUUCUCAUUGACAGUUUCAAAACUGCAGCAAGGGAAGCAGGAUUUGUUUAGAUAA
This is a messenger RNA of Lytechinus variegatus (green sea urchin), 1215 nucleotides long. RefSeq lists its product as uncharacterized. The coding region runs from base 270 to 1211 and encodes 313 amino acids. The transcript has 2 exons. The record is from RefSeq and is a predicted model, not a curated record. Lineage: Eukaryota; Metazoa; Echinodermata; Echinoidea; Temnopleuroida; Toxopneustidae.